Messenger RNA from Penicillium samsonianum, 603 nucleotides. RefSeq lists its product as uncharacterized. The transcript has a single exon. Lineage: Eukaryota; Fungi; Ascomycota; Eurotiomycetes; Eurotiales; Aspergillaceae. The record is from RefSeq and is a predicted model, not a curated record. The coding region runs from base 1 to 603 and encodes 200 amino acids.
AUGGUGGCUGCCAAUACAGUUGAUUUCUACGCUAAGGCAAACUACGAGAGCCCGGCGAAAACCGCCAAUCUCAGAGAAGUCGAGCAUCAGAAAUUAGGAACUAGCUAUCUCUCCGGCAAACUUGGAGAUGGAACGAAGCUACUUGUGUGGAAUCACAGCGACUACUCCGAUAGCAAAGAAUUGCACAGCGACCAGCCAAACCUCCCAGCCGACAAACACGUGCAGUGUUAUCAAGUCCUUGCAGGCACCACUUCUGUCGUUAGGGUCCGUUUUAAGGAUGCCACUGGCGGGGAAAAGGGUCAAUAUUCUCUUCUAUUGAAACUCGCCCAAAUUGGUGAUGUUACAGUCUGGUCAGACGAGUCGGACAAAUACUCGAUUGCCGGUACUAUUCCCCGGGAUGGUACAAAGGUAACAACCGCCUUGUAUGUCCGGGAUAAGAAGAGUGGUGUAUAUGUUGUCAUCGGAUCAAUCUAUUUUCAAUGGGACAAUGACAAGCAGAAAGUUGUGAUUUUGGAUCAGGAAGGCUGGCCGAAGAACCAGCUCAAGCAUGAAGACGAUGGUGACAACAAUUUUACCAUCACCUUGAUUUCGACUACGCAAUAA